AAUUGAGACUGUUGGAUAUAUGGUCUGGCACUUGUAUUAGGUCUCACUUAAAUAUCAGGACACGACACUGCUGGGCACCAGGUCUCCCGCAGCCGUCUCUCUCCGGGUUGGCUUCGGAAUAGGAGCUUUCCUGGGCUUGGAAAGGGCUCCCGUUCUGCCGGGGACUUUGGUUAGAAGGGAGAUCCCCGCCCCUCGGCCUCGGCCACGGCCACCGUGGUCUGAUUUCCCCACCCUUUCCCCGGGCCUUACUCACGGCCAUUGUUGCUGUACCCUCCGUGCGUGCGUGGGCCCUCUGCUUCCCCAUCACGCUGCGUGGGUUCAAAGAACGAGGUCAUCCAUGCGUCCCUUGUCUGACCUUUAACCCUAGCCGUGGGGGUUGGGCUCGUUAGUCCUGGACACGCGCGAUCCCCUGAUGAGAGCGCGCGACGACCGACCGUUGGCGGGGUCGGCAGUGCGGUUUCUCCGGCUGAUGGGGAAGAUGUCUGAGAAACUGAGGAGAUGCAGAAAGGAGCUGACUGCAGCCAUCGACCGGGCCUUUGAAGGAGUCAGCCAUUCCCAGGAGUGCUCGGGCCGCCCGCGGGUGGAGCCCGACGCCGCCCCGCUCUCCUUCCCCCUCCCCGUGCACCGGCUCCUCUGCCGGAGGCACCCGCUGGUAGCCUGCUCUUCUGCGGCUCCAUUCUCUCCCAUCCCUGGCGCUCUGGAGAAUGAGAACGUGGCUUUUGCACCAAACCAUGCCCCCGUGAAUGCAAAGCCCCAGGCGCUCUGCCCCAAAAGAAACCCUCUGAGCAGCAAGGAAAACAUCCUGGUGCGUUCCUCCAUUUUGGCACCCGAAAGACAGUUUUGGCGAGCAGCAGGAGAUGGAGAGAACUGGAAAAAAGACAGUCUAAGGAAUGAUACAGAGAAGGAUGUGAAAGUUGACACAAGCAUCCCACUCAGUGGUUCCAGCCAAGAGGUUACAAAGGAUCUGCUUGAUAUGAUUGACCAUACAAGCAUCCGAACUAUUGAAGAAUUGGCUGGUAAACUAGAAUUUGAAAACGAGUUGAACCGUGUGUGUGGCCACUGUGAAGAUUCGCCUUUCAAGGACGAAGCCUGGGCCUUGCUGGUGGAUGAGAGCCCUCAGAAGGCCCCGGACGCAGACUCUGGCGGCCUCAGGCAGGCUUUCGAUGACCACAAUAUCGUGGAGACUGUUCUGGACUUGGAAGAGGACUACAAUUUGAUGACCUCUUUUAAAUACCAAAUUGAUUCAUCUUGGCAAGCCAAACAAUCACUGGAUUGUUUCCGUGGAAACACCAAACUGCAGUUUGGAUUAGCAGAAUCAAAAUAGAAACAAGGCAGCUUCAAGAAUAAAUAGGAGCUUUGGAACCGGCUAGUCGCCAACUGCAAGUUCAACUUCCAGCACAAGGCAUGUGAGAAGCUGGGCCCAUCCAGUUCUGUAAGGAGGGGUUUCCAGGUCCUCUGGCUGCAUCCUGCCUGCAGGGUCGAGGCCAAAAUCACUAGAAACCGGCUCUGUCAGUGUAUUGGUAAACUUUGUGACAAAACUUAGGGCAGGAGGUGGUCUGCAGAAGCAAGGAGAGGCUGGGAACUGGAGGAAAAGACGGGAGAAGGGACAGGAAGGAGAAGAGAUGAGUAAAUGCCAAGUGAAGGUCCAGCAGAGAGCAGAGGCCACAGCUGAGGCUUGAGAGUAGAGCACCAGUUCUUUCAAGAGGACGAUUCAAGGGUGGCCAAGGACUGGAAACAGUGACCCCGCCCUCAGCCCCUUCCAGAUUUCAGUGUUUCCCUACAUUCUGGGCCUGGCUGUCUAGCCACAGAGAUCAAGACUAGAGCCUGAAUUCUUGCCAGGUAAGCUCUGGGGCACUGAUGGUCAGUAAGCGUCUGCCUCAGUGUGGCUCCAGCCAGCAUAAUCAGGCACACAAGCUUACCUUCUCAUCUCUAAGUCUCAGGGCUG
Molecule: messenger RNA, 1945 nt
Organism: Budorcas taxicolor (takin)
Lineage: Eukaryota; Metazoa; Chordata; Mammalia; Artiodactyla; Bovidae
Gene: C1H3orf62
Product: chromosome 1 C3orf62 homolog
Exons: 5
Coding region: 413-1324 (303 amino acids)
Source: RefSeq, a predicted model, not a curated record